Molecule: messenger RNA, 1698 nt
Organism: Penicillium egyptiacum
Lineage: Eukaryota; Fungi; Ascomycota; Eurotiomycetes; Eurotiales; Aspergillaceae
Source: the annotation of a GenBank genome assembly
AUGAAGUUCUCCAUGGUGGCACUGGCGACCCUGGCUGGGGUUGCUGUUGCUGAUUUGGAUCCCAUCGUCAUCAAGGUACUGUCUCUAUACACGUAUAGUAAGCGUGAUAUAUUCGGUACUGAGACUGUCAAUAGGGCUCCAAGUUCUUCUACUCUAGCAAUGACACUCAAUUGUAAGUCCGAAUGUGCCGGUGUCUUGAAUUCGGUGACUGACAAGAACAGCUUCAUGCGUGGAAUCGCCUAUCAACAGGAAAGUACGAGUAGCAGUGGCUACACUGACCCGCUCGCCGAUGCCACCGCUUGUGCGCGUGAUAUUCCCAUCAUGGCGAAGCUGCGCACCAACGUUAUCCGUACCUAUGCCAUCAACGCCUCUGCUGACCACUCGGCCUGUAUGAAACUCUUGGCAGACGCUGGUAUUUAUGUGAUCUCCGAUCUAUCUAACCCCAAUCUGUCGAUUGAUAGAAGCAAUCCUUCGUGGGAAACCGAUCUCUUCGCCCGAUACACCAGUGUUGUUGAUGAAUUGGCCCAGUACAACAACACCAUUGGUUUCUUCGCCGGAAAUGAGGUUUCCAACACCAUCGAUACUUCCGACGCCAGCGCUUUUGUCAAGGCUGCUGUUCGUGACACCAAGAAGUACAUCAAGAAGAAGGGCUACCGCUCUAUGGGUGUUGGAUAUGCUACCGCCGAUGUGGCCGACAUCCGUGCGGACAUGGCCGACUACUUCAACUGCGGAGACUCUGACGAGACUAUUGACUUCUGGGGAUACAACAUCUACUCGUGGUGCGGUGAAUCGAACUACGCAAAAUCUAAUUACAAGGAUCGCACCGAAGAGUUCACCAACUAUUCCGUCCCUGUCUUCUUCGCCGAGUACGGUUGCAACGAGGUCACACCCCGCGAGUUCACCGAGGUGAAGGCCCUGUAUGGUGAUACCAUGGCUGAUGUCUGGUCCGGCGGUAUUGUGUACAUGUACUUCCAGGAGGCUAACAACUACGGUCUGGUUUCCGUCGUCGAUAGCACCAGUGUCAGCACCAUGGACGACUUCAAGUACUAUUCCAGCCAGAUUGCUAGCGCCAAUCCCACUGGUGUCAAGAAGGCCUCCUACACUCCUGCCAACACCGCCCUGCGAAGCUGCCCUACUGUCGGAUCCACGUGGUCCGCCGAACCUUCCCCUCUGCCCCCUAUCGCCGAUAUCCAGUUGUGCGACUGCAUGUACGAUGCCUCUGCCUGCGUUGUCGCCGAUUCCCUCUCCUCGACGAAGUACGCGAAGCUGUUCAGCACUGUCUGCGGCUACACCGACUGCAGCGGACUGACAGCCAAUGCCACCACCGGCGAGUACGGUGCUUACAGCAUGUGCUCGACCAAGCAGCAACUUGCCUUUGCUCUGAACAAAUACUACGUUGAGCAGAACCGUGCUGCCGAUGCUUGUAGCUUCGCCGGAUCUGCAACUGUCAAGUCCGUGACUAAGGCCACUGGCACUUGCUCUACACAGAUGAAGGAGGCUGGAACUGCUGGGACCGGAACUAUUACUACCGAGAACACUGGAACCGCUGGCUCCGGUUCUGCUUCCUCGACGGCCUCGUCGACCACGUCUAGCAGUGGCGCUAUCAGCAUGCACCCCAGCUCAUCCUGCGGCUCUUUCCAGGUGGCUGCCUACAUUGCCACCGCACUCCUGGCGGGUGUUGCAAUGAUCGCUCUGUGA